CCCAUCCCGGCCCGGUUGUACACCUAGGUCAUACAUUCAGCUUGCCGCUCCCAGCUCAAAUUAUCAUGUUCAGGCUUUCUCAUCCUGCAACUCAUGGCGCGUAGGUUGUGAUAGUAAUUUGUCUAAUUCCUCAAGUUAGUCGUCAAAUCGAGGUCCUUCUGUAUAUGAAUAUUCUGUCAUGAAUUGUAAAUUUGCAAAGACUCAUGCCCUUCCCAUGGUUUUUAGGGUUUCAUCUCAAUCCAAAUGUUCUCAACACUUUCAGAGCAUGAAAACCCAAUUGUUCUCAAAUGGGUUUCAUCCAAUUUGCUUGGAAAGCCUCAAUGGAGUUAAAUUUAGGAGCCUAUCUGGUUUGUGCUGUCACCGAACCACAGGAACUCUCCCAGUGCUUAAACCCAUUAAUUUCUCAACUGGUUUUCAUUCGAGCACCUCUCGUUUCAGUAGAAGAGUAAAUCCCAGAAAUCUCUCAGGUAGGGUUCAUCUGAGAAACACCCUACAAGCUGCUCGUCUAAUAGGAACUAGAAAUUUCUCAAAUGGGUCUCGUCGGAAAGCCAUGGAAGGUAGCAGGGGAGCAGGAGACAAGAAAACCUUUCCUUGGAUAGCAGCUUACAAUAACAAGAAAUCGAAAGGGUUGGAAAAACUACAGAAUGGGAAGACUAGUCGAUCUUCCUGGGAGGAAUCUGCAGACGUAUUCUUAAAGAAAAACGGUGGAGAGUAUGUUGCAGGGUAUGUAGACGGUGAGAGUAGAGCGGUGGAUAUGAUGGGAAGUCGUAGGAGUAGUCCUUUGGAAAGGGAUGAAAGCGUGGGAAUAGAAGAAAACGAUGCUGAGAUUGAUAGUGAUCCAAGGUGGAAUAAGAUUAGAAGUAGGUACAGGAAAAUUACGGAAUUCGAUUCGGAGGCUGGGCUGGAAAAUCCUGAUUUGCGAAGGUGGAAUAAACAGGAAAAUUGGGGUAGAAAGACUUGGAAGGAGGCUACACCAUCUACGAUACCGAAGAUGGUCGGUGAAGCAGUAUACGGCGUUGGUCCAGUUUUAGCAGCGUUGUCGGCAGGAACAAGAGAAUUUUAUGCUCUUCAUGUCCAAGAAGGUUUGGAUUUGAGUAGCAAUAAUAGGAAGAAGAAAGACAAGAAGGGAUUUGAGAAGGUUCUGAAAAUAGCUGAAAGAAUCGGAUUGACCAUUACACAAUCGUCAAAGCAUGACCUCAAUAUGGUUGUGGAUAAUCGUCCCCAUCAGGGUUUGGUAUUAGAUGCUUCUCCAUUGGAGAUGAUAAGCAUACGGGAACUCGAUCCUGUUUCAGUAGAGGAAGAGAAGGGUCCUCUCUGGGUUGCUUUAGAUGAGGUUAUGGACCCUCAGAACCUAGGGGCCAUUAUCCGGUCUGCUUAUUUCUUUGGAGCUACAGGGGUGGUGUUGUGUGCAAAGAAUUCAGCUCCAUUGAGUGGUGUUGUGAGCAAAGCUAGUGCAGGUUCACUUGAAUUGAUGGAGUUGAGAUGUUGCAAAAAUAUGAUGCAGUUUUUGACAUCUUCUGUGGAGAAUGGAUGGAGGGUUCUAGGUGGUUCUGUUUCUUCAAAAGCUGUUCCUUUAAAUGAGGUUUUGCCUGGAGCACCAACUGUUCUGGUGUUGGGCAGUGAAGGCACUGGGUUGAGGCCUUUAGUUGAGAGAUCUUGUACUCAGUUGAUAAGAAUCCCAGGAAACAUUCUCCCUGUCUCUGCAGGGAGACUUCAAGUUGAGGAAACUGAAAUCAUGGAUCGUGGAUGCUCUGGUGAAGAGUUCCAAUCCUUCUUGGCUGUUGAAAGCUUGAACGUUAGUGUUGCAGCUGGCGUGCUUCUUCAUUAUUUGGCUGGAAGCAACAUCAACAACCAUAAUUCUCACUGAGAACAUUCUUUACUUGGAAUCAGGCUGCUGUGAUUUCUUCUCCACUUCAGGUUUCGUCUCUCCAGCUUUCUGGAAGAACUCGUUUUUCACUGCAACCUCUUGAAAUAUUUCAACCAACAAAGCAAUUUUGUUGGACCUCAUUUCAAAUGUUUGAAGGGGUUGCAGCUGCAGGGAGAUGUUAGGGGGUUGCAGUGGUGGGGCAAGGUGAACUGCUUUCUGUGGAAGAAGAAGAAAAAGGAGGAGGACUAAGACUUGGGUCCCACUUUUGUUAAUAAAGGACGGGUAAUUUGGGUAACAUAACCCUUCUGUCCCAUCCCUUUCUUCAAUGGCUUAUUAAUCUGUGCUUCUUUCUGAACAUCAAGUUUACUGGAAAAAGAUGAAUAGGGUAGACAAAGGGGGCCGAGAGCAUCAGGGGUGUAUGAAAAGUAUGAAGAGAGGGAGAGAUACAGAGAGAAUGCACUUUGUAAACACAUCCGAAACAGGGCUUCUCAGAUCAUACUUGCCAUUAACAGCUUCAUCUCUGACCCGAAAGAAAAUUAAAGAUUAAGGAUGCUUAAACUCUGAACUCUGAAGAUGAUUUGUGUUUUGGUCGCAGUUAUGGAUUUGAUGGGUUUUUGCUUUGAGUCGAGCUUCAAUCUUGCUGUGGUGUUUGAUCAGAAUGAAGUCAUAACUUUUUAACCCUAACUUUAUUUGAAGACAAAAGGAGAGGAAGAGGGUGGAGGUGUUGGUUCUCUAGGUGGAGUGACAGACAUGUGCGGGGGUUGCAACUGCAGGGCAAGAGCUCCAUUCUGUGGAAGGAGGCGGAGUAAGACUUGAGUUCCAUUUCUGUUAAUAAAGGAGGGGUAGUUUUGGUAUUUUAAAGUAUCGGGGGAGAAGGAGAUGUAGGAGCUUACUUUUU
Molecule: messenger RNA, 2765 nt
Organism: Macadamia integrifolia
Lineage: Eukaryota; Viridiplantae; Streptophyta; Magnoliopsida; Proteales; Proteaceae
Product: rRNA methyltransferase 1, mitochondrial
Exons: 2
Coding region: 179-1867 (562 amino acids)
Biological process (GO): rRNA methylation
Cellular component (GO): chloroplast
Molecular function (GO): RNA methyltransferase activity; RNA binding
Source: RefSeq, a predicted model, not a curated record